CAGACGGGUUGUGCGUCUCGUCAGGUCCGACGAGGCCCAACCGGUGGUAUUCUGAGAGCGUGUCACCUACUGUUCGAAUGUGGUUCUCCAACACGCGGGAGAUGGCCAUCGCAUGUUCAGUGUUUUCUUUGGCUAUGACAGUCAGAUUGCUGAUCUGAAACCUGUCAUUGUUGGUUAGAUCUUCCAAGGAAUUCUUGUAAUCCUCGGCAACUUCGUCGGAGGCCAACCCGGAUGACAUGGUGGGCAGAUACAAAGGCUGAUAAGGAUGAUGAAGGGGGAACAGGGGGAAAGCGAGGAUAAGAAAAGGGUAUUGACAAAGAAGAAAGAAAUGAACAAUGGACGAGUGCUAAAGAAGGGCGUAACACUCGAAAGAAUAUUUAUGUUCCUUUUGUUUGUCCUUUCCUCUGAUUCCUCCUCUUUAUUUAAUUAUUUGGUCUUUUCUCUUGUCUUUUUCAGUUCCUUUCCUUGUCCUCUAGACUUUGUAAACUUUUUUUUUCUUGCUUUUUUUUCUCUGGCUUUCUUCUUCUUCUUAUUUCCCCCCUUUUUUGUUAGGAACUUGUCCUUCUUAUUGCUUUGUUUCUCUCUUCUUUUGCUCCUCUUUUUUCCCACUGGGUUUGUCCCUUUUACCACCGUAUAUAAAAUUUCCUAUUUCCGCUUCCUUUGUUUCUCUCCAAAUAAAGGUGUCUCCUGAGAGUGCAAGAGAUGGAAAGAGCUGUCGGAACUUGUAGAAUGCUUGCUAGCUAUCUUGGUCAGACUUGAGACAACAACAGGAGGC
This is a messenger RNA of Aspergillus welwitschiae, 775 nucleotides long. RefSeq lists its product as uncharacterized. The record is from RefSeq and is a predicted model, not a curated record. The transcript has a single exon. Bases 266 to 691 code for a protein of 141 amino acids. NCBI's taxonomy places the organism in Eukaryota, Fungi, Ascomycota, Eurotiomycetes, Eurotiales, Aspergillaceae.